AGACCGAACACCGUGCGUGCGUGUGCAUGGAGUGUUUUGUUUUAUUUUUCCGGUUCUCUGGUACAUCUCGGCGAUACCGUAAGCCCAGGUGUCCUGAGAUUGAAGGACGACGGCAGCAACAGCUACACCAUAGUUGAUCGUAGGCAACGCAAACGGUUAUCGUAAGGAUUAUCGACGUGGCUGAAUCCUGAAAGAGCUACUAGCGGAAAACAUUUGAGCGGUGGAGAACCUUAGACUGCUGCAUUUUUAUCACAUUCAAACACGCUGCUUGCUGCUGUUUGCUGCUGCUGCUGCUGCUCUAGCGAAAAGGCUUGGCCUACGAACCCCAACAAAUACCGGUUGUGUCCUGUUGCUCUCCCGCACCGCAUCGUGCAGGCCUUUUUGGCGAGUGUGACGCGUACACACUGCGGACACUACAGACACGUAACCAGAGAACGCUUUCCAGGGCGUGAAAGGCGGAGGCGAUGCGCGUAACCAACAUCCGCGGUGGCCGGAUAUUCCGGGUUGUGCUGGGCGGUGCGAUCUUCGUCUUAAUCCUCUACAUGAUUGCCACCUGGAGCGGUGUGAAUCACCACACGGUGAAGGAGGCAUAUCAUGCGCGAUUCGCUAACCGUGGCGGCCCAGGUGAGCUGGCCGGUGGAGACGGUGCCGAGUCCACUGCCGAUCAAAAUCACCCGAAGGAGCUGCCCCAGCUAGUGGAGGGGCGGGGCAACUUUGAACCACGCGAAGUUACGGAACACGAAGGACCGGGCGAGGGAGGCCGUGCGUUCGUGCUGCCGGAUGAGCAGCAAAAUAUGGCCACCGACGCGGAGAUGGAGUACGGUAUGAACAUCGUCGUGUCGGACGCGAUAUCGGUGAACCGUACCAUUCGCGAUACCCGGCUCGAGGAGUGCAAACACUGGGACUAUCCGUACCGGCUACCGAAGACGAGCGUCAUUAUCGUGUUUCAUAACGAGGGCUUCAGUGUACUGAUGCGCACGGUGCAUUCGGUGCUCAACCGCUCGCCGAAGCAUCUGCUGCACGAGAUCAUUCUCGUGGACGACUAUUCGGACAAGGAGGAUUUGCGUGAAAAGCUCGAACGCUACGUUGAGCGAUUCGGCAAGCUGAUAAAGCUGAUUCGCAACACCGAACGUGAAGGGUUGAUUCGGACACGGUCGCGCGGGGCCCAGGAAGCUAGCGGUGAGGUGAUAGUGUACCUCGAUGCUCACUGUGAGGUCAACACGAACUGGCUGCCACCACUGCUCGCGCCUAUCCAUCGCGAUCGCACCGUCAUGACGGUGCCGAUCAUCGACGGUAUCGAUCACAAGACGUUCGAGUAUCGGCCGGUGUACGCGGACGGGCACCACUAUCGGGGCAUCUUCGAAUGGGGCAUGCUUUAUAAGGAGAACGAGGUGCCGCGAAGGGAGCAGAAGCGACGUAAGCACGACAGCGAACCGUACCGAAGCCCGACGCACGCCGGUGGCCUAUUCGCAAUCAACCGCAACUUCUUCCUCGACCUGGGUGCGUACGACUCGGGGCUGCUUGUGUGGGGUGGGGAGAACUUUGAGUUAAGUUUCAAGAUCUGGCAGUGCGGCGGGAGCAUCGAAUGGGUGCCAUGCUCGCGCGUGGGUCACGUGUACCGCGGCUUCAUGCCGUACAACUUCGGCAAGCUGGCGAGCAAGAAGAAGGGCCCGCUGAUCACGAUCAACUACAAGCGCGUGAUCGAGACGUGGUUCGAUGAGCCGUACAAGGAGUACUUCUACACACGUGAACCUCUCGCACAGUACCUGGACAUGGGCGACAUCACCGAGCAGUUGGCGCUUAAGGAGCGCCUGCAAUGCAAAAGUUUUCAGUGGUACAUGGACAAUGUAGCGUACGACGUGCUGGACAAGUACCCGAUGCUCCCCGCAAACCUGUUCUGGGGUGAGCUACGAAACAGUGGUAUGGAGAAGUGUGUUGACGCGCUCGGUCGGCAACCGCCAGCGAUUAUCGGGCUGCAACCGUGUCACGGCCAGGGCCACAAUCAACUGAUUCGACUGAACGCGGCCGGGCAACUUGGGGUGGGCGAGCGAUGCAUUGAGGCGUACAACGCGGACAUCAAGCUGGCGUUCUGCCGACUCGGCACCGUCGACGGACCGUGGCAGUACGACGAGCACACGGGAACGUUGCUGCACCGGACGCAUAAAAAGUGUAUGGGCUAUCAACCACAGAGCAGGCAGUUGGCGCUCAUGCCUUGCGACAUCAAUAAUGCCUAUCAGUCGUGGAAAUUCAAGAAGAUUCAACCACGCUGGUAGGCGCACAGCUACGCGAUACCAAGGAACGCCACCGGAGCGUGGAGCACCGAUAGCGAGGAACAUUGACUGUUUGUUAAAGGCAUUUUCUUCGUUUGUUGAACGAGUAUGUUGUGUAUUAAGAGUAGGGAAGAGAACGGCGUUAGAACAGGUGCAGCAGGCAUGAGCGAGGAGACGACACAGCCAGCGACAGGCGAAAAUUUAGUGAGAAUGUAAUUAGACAAAUCAGUGAUACGUGGCUAGGAGAUGCUUUCGCAAAACAACCCAAACCCAAACAAAUAGCAUUCUAUUGUAAACAACACAAAAAUCGUCGAUGUUUGACGAACUGAGAUAGUGAAAGAAAGAUUGAGAAGGACAACGAGAGGACGAAGAGAAGAAUGUGUUCGUAGCUUUUUUUAUUCUUGACUGUUGGGCAAGAUACGACUUGAUAGACUGCAGACGUCGAGCCAAGGGACGAGAACAAUAUUUGAACCCGUACUGCCACAUUCCGCCCAACACCGACCGAUUCGAUUACCGCCCUUAUUACCCUUGAUGAUGUUGGGUAAUUUUACAUCGUUUUUAAUUUGUCUGCCCCUGACACUCUGAAAUUGACCAUUAAAAGAAGUAAUCGGUAUAUUGUUCUUGCCUUUUUAUCUCGAAGGUGUCUUGAUCCUAUUUUCGGUCGCAUCACUUAAUA
Anopheles cruzii is the source of this 2946-nucleotide messenger RNA. RefSeq names its product N-acetylgalactosaminyltransferase 7 (gene Pgant7). Gene Ontology annotation, cellular component: Golgi apparatus. The transcript has a single exon. The record is from RefSeq and is a predicted model, not a curated record. NCBI's taxonomy places the organism in Eukaryota, Metazoa, Arthropoda, Insecta, Diptera, Culicidae. Bases 465 to 2273 code for a protein of 602 amino acids.